This is a messenger RNA of Alternaria ventricosa, 951 nucleotides long. RefSeq lists its product as uncharacterized. The transcript has 2 exons. NCBI's taxonomy places the organism in Eukaryota, Fungi, Ascomycota, Dothideomycetes, Pleosporales, Pleosporaceae. Bases 1 to 951 code for a protein of 316 amino acids. The record is from RefSeq and is a predicted model, not a curated record.
AUGCUCGUCACCGGCAUCAUCCUGAUUCCCAGUGCCAUCGCAACACCCGCCGCCGUCCAGGACCUUACCGAUCUGAGAAGCGUCAUCAACUCGGCAGCAAGUGCUAUCGGAGAUCCGAACAACCCUAAUCGAGGCUUUGGCUUCAACCUCUUCGGCGGCAGCGGUCAGAUGGGCACUGCAGACCUCGUCAAUAACAUCACCAACACUAUCCUGCGAGGGAAGUUCCAACUAGACACGAACAGGACAUCAUGGCUCCUGCCCAGCAACUCCACCCUCAACGGCACCCUACCCACCUCCAGUGUGCCCACACUCGCAACCCCCACGCUCCCCCUAACAGCCAGCCUCGCCCUGCCAACCAGCAUACCCACCACAACACCCACGCUCGACAACCUCACCAUCGACCUCACGUCCCCCUACAUGGAUUACGUGCAAUCCAUGCCCAACCUAGCCAACAGCCUCAUAACCCUCGGCCGGUCCUACCACCGCGAAAUGAACAGCCCCGUCAACGAAGCCGUCGCCGGUCUCCAGCAAAGCCUCACAACCUUCCAAACCGCACUGCUCGAAAGCGAGCUCAUCAGCGCUCAGGCUGUUAUACGCACCAUACGUGCCAGUAGUAGCUUGGAGAGUGCGGCGACGGCGUGGAGUCGCUUUCUCAACUUACCGGGUGGGGGUAGUGUCGAUGAUGAAGCAGGGUCUGCUGCUCCGUCAUCCCCAUCAUUGCAAGGAGUGGGGAGGUCGAGUGUGUUGGGCAGAGCGGAAGCGAAGAGGCCGCCACCUGGGAAUGGGAGGUUCUACAGCCAUCUUGAGUUGUGGAAUCGGUCGGAGCCUAGGCCGAGGGUGUCGACGGAGGGGAAGUUCUCGCCACACGACCUUGUUGUGCAGGCUGAGGAGAAGCGUGUGAGCACUACUGCUGCAGAGAAGGCGAGAGUGGGGAGGCCUUUUGUUGUUUGA